Messenger RNA from Magallana angulata, 1654 nucleotides. RefSeq lists its product as uncharacterized. Bases 70 to 1467 code for a protein of 465 amino acids. The record is from RefSeq and is a predicted model, not a curated record. The transcript is spliced from 10 exons. NCBI's taxonomy places the organism in Eukaryota, Metazoa, Mollusca, Bivalvia, Ostreida, Ostreidae.
UUAUUAUAUAGGUAUGACCUGUAUAGAAAAGACUGCUUCGGUUCUCCCAAAGGAUCUACAGUCGAGCCCAUGAGUCCAGCGGGUGCACCUAUUACCUCUACCCCAGGACCAUCGUCUUUUCCAUACAAGUGUGAUGUGUCAAGAAUUACUUCUUCAGAGGCGGAAAUAACUGAUAAGUCAGAUGUAUACAUGUCUGGAAUAGAAGAAAUGAAAAAAAGCUGUCGAUGUCCCAUUGUGAAGGAGUCAAACAGUUUCAUAAACCCUUUUGAUUUGACCAUUGAUGUGACUGAGGUGGAAAUGACAGAUGAUGAUGUAGAGGAUGAUGAUUAUGAACCAAGUUUUAACAUCACUCUAAGAGAAGGACUUGACACCACUGCUGCUACUGAUGAUGAUGAGGAUGACGAAUGCAUAAGUGAUGAGGAAAUCGAGACUACAGAAGUUGAUUUUAGUCAAAGUCCUGGUUGUCAUCGCAUCAAAACCAAUGAAGAGAUACAAGGCUUUAUGAAUGAUCAACCUUUCUUGAUAUAUUACAACCAGCUGCUGAGUUUAGCUACAGCAAACAUACAGAAAACUUGUUCGCAUAAAGGCUGUGGACUAGGAGUAGAAAUAAAGAAAGAAGUUGUUGCAUCAGCCCUUUACCUGAAAUGGAUUUGUCCAGAUGGUCACACGCUUUAUAGAUGGUGCUCCCAGCCAAUCUUGAAUAGAGGUGUACACAUUGGGGACUUGAUGCUGACUGCAAGCACUGUCCUCUCAGGAAGUAAUUUCCAAAAGAUAUCGAUGUUUGCUAAAUUUUUACAUCUUCCUAUUCUUAGCAAAAGCACCUUCUAUAAAAUGCAGCGCCAGUAUGUUGUCCCAUCUGUCGAUGAACACUGGAUAAACCACCAAAAUGCAGUACUGGAGGAGUUCAGAGGAGUUGAUUUGGUUGUUCUUGGGGAUGGAAGAAUGGACAGUCCGGGACAUUCCGCGCAGUAUUGCUCUUAUACCUUCAUGGAGUAUACUACCAAAAAGAUCCUAUGCAUCAUCACCUUAGACAAAAGGUUUACAGAAAAGAAAAGUACAAACUUGGAAAAGGCGUGCUUUAUAAAGGGACUUGGGUUUCUUAUAGAGAAGGGGAUGAAAAUUAUAGAAGUUGUGACUGAUGCACAUGUGCAGAUUUCAUCACUAAUGAAGAAAAACUAUCCAGACAUCAAGCAUUUAUUUGAUGUUUGGCAUGGGACCAAGAAUUUGGGGAAAAAAAUCAUCAAGGCAGGUCAAGAAAAGAAGAAUAAAGGUUUGCUGGACUGGACCAAAGAUGUGGUUAACCAUUACUGGUAUACAGCACAAACUUGUACUACAAAAGAAGACUUUGUUAAGUACAGCAGAGUUGGAAAACUUCCAGAACCUCAUUUUGAUGUACGCAUCGAAGCGACAUUCAUACACGCCACCUGCUUACCGAUGUCGAAAUCUCUUGGCUGCAUUGGAUCAUAAUGGUCACAUUGAUAGAGAAGUUAUGACAAACAAAGAUGGAUCUAUCAGGUACCAGAGAGUUUUUCAGAAGAAAAGUAGUAGAUGGUCAGUCACAACAUGUAAAGAACCAAAACAGUAUUCAUAUGUGCCUGAGAUGAUGCGGAAGAUUAUCCUUAAACGCCUGGAUGAUGCCAUUGGUAUGAACCAG